AUGUCUUCAAGCAUCACCCUUAAUCUCAAACCUCGAGGCAAGCCGAUCCCAAAGCUUCCUCAAGAGCUUUCAAUUGAUCCCGAUGCCCUCGGCUCAGAGUUAUACGACAGCAUAUCCCAGCAGUCCAGACUCUCCGUUGACCGCCUGAGAGUCACCAAGGCCAGCGAUGGCACAGUAAUUCACAACAGAAAAGAUGCCACCAUACAUUCGACCGGUCUCAGAAACCAGAGCACUAUCUACGUGAAAGAUCUAGGUGCCCAAAUCGCCUGGCGAACGGUCUACAUGAUCGAAUAUUUUGGCCCCAUCUUCAUUCACCCCUUAUUCCUUCUCCACUCCUUACGCCCCUACAUCUACCGUACCUCCAACCCGUCCCCUGUCACGAACCUUCAGAUUCUCAAUUGCGCCCUUGUGAUACUCCAUUUUGUGAAACGUGAACUGGAAACCGCCCUUGUCCACCGUUUCGGCCGCGUGACCAUGCCCGCAAUGCAUGUCCUCCGCAACAGCGCGCACUACUGGCUCCUUUCAGGUGUUAACAUUGCCUUCUGGAUUUAUGCACCUACCUCUACAAUCGCAUCAAAGACCAUUGAAUCCGCGAACCCGCUUCUUCUCUACUCAGGCCUGGCCCUUUAUGUCUUUGGUCAACUAGCCAAUCUGAACACCCAUAUCGUACUGCGAAACCUCCGACAACCUGGUACGACGGAGCGGGGAAUCCCAUCCGGCUUCGGUUUUAGCUGGGUGACGUGCCCCAACUACCUGUUUGAGGUGAUUGCUUGGAUUGGUAUGUAUCUAGUGAGCGGAUUGAAUUGGAGCGUAUUGCUCUUUAUACUCGUUGCGUGUCUCCCAAUGAUUACGUGGGCGAAACAGAAGGAACGUAAAUAUCGCAGUGAAUUCGGCGACAAGUACAAGAAAAAGCGGUUUGUUAUGUUUCCAGGGAUAAUCUAA
Molecule: messenger RNA, 942 nt
Organism: Paracoccidioides brasiliensis Pb18
Product: trans-2-enoyl-CoA reductase (NADPH) TSC13
Exons: 3
Coding region: 1-942 (313 amino acids)
Biological process (GO): very long-chain fatty acid biosynthetic process
Molecular function (GO): oxidoreductase activity, acting on the CH-CH group of donors
Source: RefSeq, a predicted model, not a curated record